CUAUCGGACUAGACUAUUUCUCGGAUUAAACAAGAAAAGAGCUUACACAAACAACAUAAUGGACGAUUUGCUUUUAAGAAGGCUUAGGCUCAUUAACGACAAACUCACCACAGACCUAGAAGUUAUUCCUGUUACCAUUAAUUCAGAGAACUUAGGGCAGGCUCAAAUUACUUACAGUAAAUUAGAUGCAUCUCUGAAAAGACUUGACAACGACUUGAUGGAGUACUUUCGCUUGGCUUCAACACCUGCUUCUGAUGAAAUAUGUUUACUGAGUGGAUUGCAACUUCAAGCAGAGGAGACUUUGGCUGAACUUAAAGUGAAGAUCGAUCAAAUAACUUUGAAAAGCAACGCUACAGAGAAACCUCCGGAAGCGAAUGCCUCGUGCCGACUCCCUAAACUUCAGCUGCCGGUGUAUAGUGGAGACGUGCUCUUUUGGUGUGAGUUCUGGGACUCCUUCAAGAGCAACAUUGAUUCAAGAAAUCUGCCUGAUGUUGACAAGCUCUCCUAUCUUAAAGCCUCGGUGACGGGAGAUGCCAAGAAAGCCAUAGAUGGUCUGUCUACUACUAAUGCUAAUUAUAGAAUAGCCAUAUCAAUCCUGAAGGAGCGUUUCGGCAAGACCUCUCAUCUCAUUGACGCGCAUUAUGCAACACUAUAUAAGGUUAAGAUGGCCAAAAGCACCGCUGAAGACUGUAGAAAGACAUUCAACGAAGUUGAACGAAAUCUCAAAAUUUUGGAAUCAUUAGGUGAAAACAUCAAUCACAAUCAUCUUCGUUUUAUGUUGCUGGAGAAAUUUCCACCCGAUCUAGUUUACGAAAUUAAGCUGAAGGUUAAUGAUGAUUCUAUACAAGAAAUCAGGAACCAAUUAGAUAGAAUUAUUACCGCAAAAGAGGAUGCUGAAAGGAUUUCAGGAAGAAAACGCACGCAUGAAGCAGAAGAUAGUACAGUCGGAACUCUACAUAUAAAUGUGAAACGUGCAAGAAGCGCAUAUCCACCCAAACAGCAACAAGGUCCCCCUAAGAAACAAAAUCCUCAAGGAGGUUUUGAUAGAAGAUCGGAAAGGAAGAAUAAGUUUGAUAGUAUUAAUAAACCCAAUAAAUGGAACAGACCAAAACAAACUCCGACUUCUAACAAGGAUCAACCAGAACCUCAGCAGGGCUCUUCGAAGGGGAGAACAGCGUGGACAUGCAUCUUUUGCAAAGGUGAUCAUUACAAUGAUAAGUGCUCUGAAGCUACUACCUUAGCAGAAAGAAAGAAACGACUUGGAAAGAAAUGCUUCAUGUGUUUGAAGUUAGGCCACUUUAUAAAAGACUGCAAGAACAAACGUAAGUGUACCAUUUGCUGUAGUGAGACACCGCAUAACAGAGCUUUAUGCCAUUUAAAUUUUCAGAAGGAUACUGCAAUGAAGAAACAGUCCUGGCGGUUCUAGGAAAGGGAUUCACUACUCUUCAAACUUCUGUCGUUAGGGCUAACCCCCUAGAUGAUAAAAAUAAACAAUAUAAAUAUAGACUUCUUUUAGAUCCAGGCUCUCAGCGCUCCUAUGUCACAUUUCAAACUGCCAAGGAAUUGAAGCUUCCCAUUGAAGAGGAAAGUCAUUUAACUAUAUUUACCUUCGGUGAAGAUCCUCCUAAAGAAAUACAUAGUCCAAUAGUUACUUUACAAUUGCUGUCAAGGACAAAUAAGAAGA
Cydia pomonella (codling moth) is the source of this 1684-nucleotide messenger RNA. RefSeq lists its product as uncharacterized. Lineage: Eukaryota; Metazoa; Arthropoda; Insecta; Lepidoptera; Tortricidae. The transcript has 2 exons. The record is from RefSeq and is a predicted model, not a curated record. Gene Ontology annotation, molecular function: zinc ion binding; nucleic acid binding. Bases 59 to 1426 code for a protein of 455 amino acids.